GCGCCGGCGCGUCCAGCCCUCCCGCCCGGGGGAGGGGCGGGGUUGCGUCGCUGCCGCUGACCCUUGAGCGCGCGGCGGCAGAGGCGGUGUCCAGUCUUCCGGGCGGGUAGUCCUUCAGCUCCGGAGCCGCGACUGCGCUCGCCUAGGUGGUGGGCGGGGAGGGAAGGAAGGGAGCGGGCGCAAGGCGGCGGCGGGGGCGGCUGCGGGUGAGGAACUUGUUGCGCCCGCGGCUGCGCGGUGCCCCUCCCUCCGCUCCAGUUCGUCGGGGCGGGCGCGGCGGCGGCGGAGAAGGAGGAGCGCGGCCGGGGCGAUGCGGCGCUACCUGCGCGUCGUGGUGCUGUGUGUGGCCUGCGGCUUCUGCUCGCUCCUUUACGCUUUCAGCCAGCUCGCCGUGUCCCUGGAAGAAGGAGCGGGCGGCGGUGGCGGGAAGCCGCAGGCCGCAGUGGCUUCCUGGCUCGCGGGCGGCGGACGCGGCGCCGUGAGAGGCGCCGGCGUCGCGGGCCCCGCAGCGCAUCCCGGCGUGUCGGACAGGUGUAAAGAUUUCUCUCUGUGUUACUGGAAUCCCUAUUGGAUGCUGCCCUCUGAUGUUUGUGGAAUGAACUGCUUUUGGGAAGCGGCUUUUAGGUAUAGUCUGAAAAUACAGCCUGUUGAGAAAAUGCAUCUAGCUGUAGUUGCCUGUGGUGAAAGACUGGAAGAAACUAUGACGAUGUUGAAGUCAGCUAUCAUUUUCAGCAUCAAACCUCUUCAAUUCCAUAUUUUUGCUGAAGAUCAGCUACAUCAUAGCUUUAAAGGCAGACUUGACAACUGGUCAUUUCUACAAACAUUUAAUUAUACGUUAUACCCCAUAACCUUUCCAAGUGAGAAUGCAGCAGAGUGGAAAAAACUCUUUAAACCAUGUGCUUCACAGAGAUUGUUCUUGCCGUUAAUCCUGAAAGAAGUUGACUCACUAUUGUAUGUCGACACUGAUAUCCUUUUUUUACGACCAGUUGAUGAUAUUUGGUCUUUACUAAAGAAAUUUAAUUCCACACAAAUUGCCGCAAUGGCACCAGAACAUGAGGAACCUCGAAUAGGAUGGUAUAAUCGCUUUGCUAGGCAUCCAUAUUAUGGAAAAACUGGAGUAAACUCUGGAGUUAUGUUGAUGAACAUGACUCGAAUGAGAAGGAAGUAUUUCAAGAAUGAUAUGACAACUGUACGACUACAAUGGGGAGAUAUACUUAUGCCAUUGCUUAAAAAAUACAAACUAAACAUCACAUGGGGUGAUCAAGAUCUAUUGAAUAUCGUGUUUUUUCAUAAUCCAGAAAGCCUUUUUGUUUUUCCGUGUCAAUGGAAUUAUCGACCAGAUCAUUGUAUAUAUGGAAGCAAUUGCCAAGAAGCAGAAGAAGAAGGAAUCUUUAUUCUUCAUGGGAACAGAGGUGUUUACCAUGACGAUAAGCAACCAGCAUUUAGAGCUGUUUAUGAAGCACUGAGAAAUUGUUCUUUUGAAGAUGACAACAUCCGUUCCUUAUUAAAACCUUUAGAACUGGAACUACAAAAAACAGUGCAUACAUACUGUGGAAAAAUUUACAAAAUAUUUAUCAAACAACUAGCAAAAAGUGUAAGAGAUCGUUAUGCCAGAUCACCAAAGGAAAAGUGAUUCUUGGUGACUGCUUAAUCAAAUGGAUGAAAACAAAGAAUCAGAAGAUAAGUGUGAAGGAAUCAUCUUGGAUGAAGUAUUCAGGAAGGAAUUACUCAUCUCCAGAAUAAUUUUUUUUUUCCUAAAGAAGUUAAGUAAGCAGUAUUUUCAGGUAAUGAAGAAUAAGUUAAAAUCUUGGGCCUCAACAUUGAACAUUUUUUAUCUGUGAUGUUUUGUAAUGUUACUUGCUAUCAUUCCAGUAUUGAUGAAAAUACUAUUGAAUGGGUUUAACCUGCAGACUUCUGUUGACUCAUACUCUCAAGAGUGGUAGGGGUGUGUAGAUGGAGAAAAUGUACCUCAAACAGUGCCAACACUCAAGACUGUGAGUAGAGCAAUAAUUUUAUGUCAGCACUAACCUCACUUUAAAUGUGUGAGAAAAAAGUUUGUUUACAGGAGCAGAAACAGUUCUGUUUCUAAAGAAAUGUGAUGUAACUGAUGUAACCAUUGACAAUCUAUGUGUGCCUUUAUACAUUUCAUCUCUGUUUUAAAAUAUUUUUAUGACAAUCAUGUUUAAAAUUAUUUUUAGAUUACAAGUAAGCUGCAUGUUAAAAAUUGAGCUGUGUAAGGUAGAGGAAAAAUAGUGAAAACUUUGGGAUUUUAAUCUGUGUGUGCGUGUUUGUGUGUGAGAGAGAGUGAGAAAUGUAAUGUUUCAUUUUGUAUGCAUUAAACUGUCUUGCCAAAACUCAGAUCUAAGAUUGUUAAAUAGAUAUUUGGGGAAUUUUUUUUAAAUCACUUUAAAUGAAAAACGUCAGCUUUACUGGGCAUUCUGGAAGCAAAAUAUAUUAUGCUGAUGGUAAAGUGAGAACCUUAAGAGUAUACUCAUGAUGGUGGAAAGUGUGAUGGACCAAAAUGCAUAAGCUAUAUACUUCCUGUGAGUAGUAAUUUUAGUUACAAUGGAGUAGAAAAAUGUGGUCCAUUUAAACUUGUCUUCUACCUCAUAACGGCCUUGCAAGAUACUUUUGAAGAAGCAAAUGUCUAGAGCCUUACUUUAAGUAAGUUAAACAACUUAAGUGGAUGAUUUGGAAUAAGAUUGUUACAUCCAGCUGUAGAAAAUGUGGUUUUAAUUGGGUUGAUGUGCAUAUCUUCCUUUUUUGAAUAUCACCUAAGACAGUUAAUUUUUUUAAAUCUUGAGAAAUUACUUCUUUGGCAUUCUUGACCUGUUAGCUAAUAUAACUAUAGAUUCUGAAUACUUAGCAUAUACUAUGCUGGGGCACAUAUCUUAUUUUACCAACAAUAUGAUUAUCUAUAUGGUUAUCUUCUUUUUCUCCCUGAUAUUUUAAUGCUCAAGUAGAAAAUGGAAAAUCAUGAAGGAAAAAUAUAACCUGUGAAAAUUGUGGCAGUUAGCUUUGUGAAGACACAGUGACCUCUGUGGAGACAUGGAAUAUGCAGAAAGAGAUGGUUAGUACAGUUGUUCUGUCGUCUGCAGUUCAGUCAGGGACAAAUUGAGAGAGGAAAGUUUAAGCAGGGUGCAUUAGAAGUUAAUAACCAGUCCAGCAUUCUUAGAACAGAUGGGUUUAGAGAACACGAGUUGUAGUUCCUUGGCAGAAUGCCAUGGUGAAUAUAAGAAACUGUGAAAUUGAGCUUACUGAGUAGAAAAUGAGAAUACUAAAAAUGUGAAGUUUGGAGGGUAUGUAUUAGAUCAUUUCUAAUGGUCCUCAAAUAAUGAUCAUUGCCUGCCUGACUAUAUAAGAUUCUUGUUGGGAGCUUAAGAAUAGAUUCCUGAGCUAGGCCUUUGGAGACUCUGGCAUGCUGUGUCUAGGAGGGAGUCUGUAAAACAAUUUUUAAUGAAGAAAUUUAAAAAUUACACAAAACUAGAAUAGUGCAUUGGUACUCAACAUCCAGAUCUGACACUUAUCACUAUCUUACCAUGUUUGCUUCGUUUGUCAUUUUUUUGUUUGCUUAAGUAUCUUAAAAUCCCAGACAUCGUGUUAUUUCACUGCUGUGAACACUUUGGGUAGAUACCACGAUAUCACACCUAACAAAGGCAGCAGCAGUCCUUCGGCUUCAUCUCAUAGCCAGUCCUUAAGCAAAUUUCCCUGAUUAUCUCAAAAAUCAUCUUCUAGUUGGUUUGUUAGAAUCAACAGAAUAUAAGUCACAUGAUGAUUUUGUUUUUAACAAUCACCUCAGAUGACUUUGAUGUUAGCUACUUUGGGAACCACUGGAAAUUAUUUUGCCAACUUGAAAGUUCAAGUUAGGAUACCACAAUUCUUGGCACGUUUGGUGGAUUAUAAAUGUGAUUUUGAAAUAUUAGAGGAAGCAUUUGGGGUUAAUGACAGGAUAUGAAUUUAUAUUAGUAAGUUUGAUAAGAUAAAAUUUCCUCAGUGAACGGAGAAUCUCAGCCCCAUGGGCUCUAAUUGAUUGGGACUUGUGUAGAGCGUGGUCACAGUUUAAUCCAACUGGACUGUAUGCUGUGGUCUCACUCAUGUUGUGGCUUAUUUACACUGUCGCACACUCUACAUUGUGGAUCAGUUGGAAGGUUCUUCAUCUGGUUUAUUUAGACCUGACCUAAUUGAUCAUUUUACCAUAAAUUGAAUUAUAGUGAAAACUGUCUUUUAGGUACUGUUUCUACCUAAAGUUAAAGGUAUCACAAAAUGUGUAUAAUAAUUUUUAAAUGAAUUUUCUGAAUUUAUCUUUAGACAAGGUAAUUCUUUUGAAUUCUAAAGAAAUGCAGUUCUUGGAGUUGAUGAGAGGUUAAAUUAUAGAUGGACAACUUAGAGAACGUAUUCCAUCUUCAUAUAAAUGGUCUUUUAUAAAACAUAGUGUAUCUAUGCAGUUUAUAUAAACUACAUGAUUUAUUAUUUGAGUCUAUGUAUUCUGACCUCAGAACUAUCUCUGGGCUACAGUAUUACCAAAGUGGGAUGCCUUUAAAAUGCAGUCAAACUUCAUUUGUAUGAAGUAGAAAAGAACUUGGGAAACCUUUAAAAAUAUAUAUUGUGAUUUACGCUUUAAGAAAAUGCAUACUUUUUUCUAAUGAAGAGUAGUUCAUAAUAUAUAAGGGUUUUAAGGCCCUGAAAUAACAUUAGUGCUUACUCAUUGCUCUCUCAUCUUGCCUCCAGUCAGAUGUUAUUGGUAUAGUGAAAAGAAGACCAGAUUUUGAACUAGAUCUGGAUUCUGUUUUUAGUAACUCAGGCAUGUUAUUUAACCUUCUCUGUGCCUUAGGUUUUUAAGUACAAUCAGUGUACCCUUCAAACCUCACAAGAUGAAACUCAGAAGAGAUAAUGGAUUUGGAAGCAUUUUGCGUGGCUUAUAUUAUGCCACGCCAGUGUUACUGUUGAAGUUCUAUUUUGUUCUGUUGUUUUCUGUACAGAGCGUUCAGUUUACUCAGGCUGAAUGUUUUCUGACAUAUAUCUCCAGUAUGAAUUUGUUUAUGUAAGGAAGAGUUUUUCAGGAAGAGAAAGUAGAGAAGAAAAGAAUGAUGUAACUAAAUCAAAAAAGAAGGAAAAGAGAGGAAGUGAGAAAAGGGGUGAGGAAAGAGAAAGGAGUAAGAAUGGGAAUGGCAAAGGGCAGAGUAAGAGAAAAGAUGGAAUGAGUGUAUGGAAAAUUGAGAAGUAGAGAUGGAGAGAAAUGGUGUGGAAACAUUUACUUUUUGAGUUGUAGCCCUCACACUACAUCAGUUUGCUUGCCUGGGCUCUCUGGGGUCAGGAAAGGUGCUGACUUCCAUGGAAUGGGGCAGCAAGGCCUGCUGUAUUUGGUUUGUUAGUACUAGAGUUGUUUCCCAAUCACCCUACUCACUGAUCAUUUAGUGCCAAUUCAACAUUUUAUGUCUUUUUUUUUAGUGGAUCCCAGUUUGUGAGCUAGGACCUGUGGAAAUACAAGUAUCUUCCUUUUUAACUUUAUUGUUUUAGCCAUCCCAAGUGUUAGACUGCAAGACUAACUACAUAUUCCCCAGUGGAGGUUGGAAGUGGAGAGGACUGCUUCAUUAGGUCUGAAGGGGGCCAAGGAAUGUGUUGCAGCAGUUUUCCCAGAUGAUACUGACGAGAGGCCAGGUUUGGGAAUCACUGCCCUGCCUUGGAUGGCAAAUUAAGCAAUAAAUUACACCUAUUUAUUCCUCAGUUGGGAUACUUUCAGUUGAACCAUUCUGAGUAGAUUUAAGAGAACAAAAGACAGCAGAAAUACCUUAGAAGAUAUUAUUGGUUGUCUUAUUUUUCAGAUAUUUGUAUUUAAUAAAUACCUUAGUAGUAGUCAGAACCUCUUUGAGAUGUUUUUAGAAAGACCACUGAUUUGUUUUUUAAAAUAAUUUUUUUGGUUCCUUAGAGUAGAGAAGAAAAGUAGGGGUGCAAUAUGUCAGGUGUGGGGCCAGUUAUCCAUUUAUUAAAUGCAAUUUCAAGUGUCUUAAAACAAUAAUUGCCUUAUUGCAUUUUAAUAUUUAAUAAAGUAGAUUAAAUAAAGAUUUGUAUUAUAACAGUUAUUCUUUUAUACAUUGCCAAAGCAACCCUUUUUUGCCUAUUAAAAUCUGGCUAAACUGUUCUGAUGUUGUUUCUUAAUUCAUUAAACAUGAAACUAGGUUUUACCAACUAAAUUAUAUAAAGACAGAAGUCUAAAAAUGGUACAAGAAAAUUUUUUUUAAAAAAAUUAAUGUGUUAUUCAAAUAUCCAGCAAUUAAAGACUCAUGAGAAAAACAGAAUAGCAUAUUAGAUGUAACAGUUUAAAAUGGAUUGCAAAUCAAUGUCAGACUUAAAUAGAAAAUAUUUAUUAUCACCUCAUUUCUACCAAUAAUUUCAGAUGUUUAAUGGGACUUUGAAAAGAUAGGAAAAAAUAGAAAUGAAAAUUUAUCUCACCUUUAAUACUGUGAAUACUAUUUGGAGGGUCCCUGGUCAGACAUUUAAAUAUCAAACUUAAGAACUGACAUGGAGCCUUUGAUUAGUUUAUAUACAAGAUCUGAAUAUUUACACACAUAGCACACUAUAGCAACCUCUUGUAAAAAAUCAUGAAGAUAGAAUGCAACAGUGUAUAUUCUAUUAAAAAGUAAAUUGGCUGGGUGUGGUGGCUCAUGCAUGUAAUCCCAGCACUUUGGGAGGCCGAGGCAGGAGGAUCGCUUGAGCCCAAGAGUUUGAGACCAGCCUAGGUGACAAAGUGAGACCCCAUCUCUACAAAAAAAUUAAAAAAUUAUCCAGAUGUGGUGGUGUUUGCCUGCGGUCCUAGCUACACAGGAAGUUGAGGCAGGAGGAUUGCUUGAGUGCAAGAGUUUGAGGCUGCAGAGAGCCAAGAUUGCACCAUUGCACUCCAGCCUGGGUGACAGAGCGAGACCUGUCUCAAAAAAUAAAGGAAAUUGGCUUUGACUAUGAAAAACAGCCAUUUUCAACCUUUUUAUAAAACCUCUUCAGGGAAUAUUGGAAUAUUAUUUUUGUCAGGCAAAAAUAAUCCAGGGCUUGAGCAUUGCUGUAGAAUAUGUUAUCUGUUCAAAACUUAGCAGAGCACGCAUGCAUCACAUGCAUUGUCAUCAGUAUUUGAGAGCUGAACCAAUGGUUUUUGAUGGUUGCCAUAACAGAAGAUCUGUGAAGAGGAUGGUGGUUUGCACCUGUUCCUGAAGUCAAACUGGAAAAGGUUGCAGGUAUUUCAAUUUUCUCAAUCAUUUUGCAUAAAUGUAUUAAUAUUUUGAGUAGUAAUAGUUCUAAACCUGCAGGAAGGCAUCAUUGUAUACUGUGGUAUGUAGAGAAUACUACUCUUAUACUGCUCUUUAUCUUAAAAUGUUUUGGUAUACUGUGAAUAUUUUCCUCUAAGUAUUUGGUGUAUUUUGACAGUUAUUAAAGGAGAAUAUAAAAUUAAAGAUUCUGGUCUAAACUAAGAAUAAUGGAAAGUUGCUUCGUCCUGCCUUAGAGGAGUUUUCAGUUCAUCCUCUUCUUGAGAAACUAUGUGUUGCUGUUACUAAAUAAACAUUUACUCAAUAAACGUUUUUAUUUCCUCAAA
This is a messenger RNA of Pan troglodytes (chimpanzee), 7579 nucleotides long. It is a transcript of the gene GXYLT1, whose product is annotated as glucoside xylosyltransferase 1. The transcript has 8 exons. Gene Ontology annotation, biological process: protein O-linked glycosylation via N-acetylgalactosamine. Gene Ontology annotation, molecular function: UDP-xylosyltransferase activity. The record is from RefSeq and is a predicted model, not a curated record. The coding region runs from base 311 to 1633 and encodes 440 amino acids. Lineage: Eukaryota; Metazoa; Chordata; Mammalia; Primates; Hominidae.